AUAUUUUAUUUAUACUUUUCUCCGUUCAUUUUGAACUACACUUGCGCAGCUUUCCUUUUGCUCCAAAAUCAAAAUCCUAAAGAAACUCUUUCGUGCUUCAAUUGUCUCUUGGUUGAUUUAGUUGAAUUAAGAUGGAGGGUGACAGAAUCAGGUGCUUGAAGAAACUCUUUCGUGCUUUAAUUGUGGUGUUCACUUUACUGCAAUGUGCUGUCAGCCCUUCCCUUUCCCUUGGAUUCAAAAAUAUUUCUUCGGAAGGAGUGGUGAGGUGCUUUGAGAGGGAAAGAGAAGCACUCCUUGCUUUCAAGCACGGCCUCGUGGAUCACUACAAUGUCCUCUCUUCGUGGGGAAGAGAAGAACAAGCAAGAUUGUUGCAAAUGGGUCGGCGUCCAUUGCAGCAACCGAACCAACCAUGUUACUCAACUUCAUCUUGGGUGGUAUUCUUUGAAUGAAUCUUAUUCACAUCAACAGAAAGGAGACCCGCAGUACAUCAGUUAUUUUUUGCAAGGUAAGAAGAUGAGUCCUAAAUUGAUUGAGUUGCAGCGUUUGAAAUAUUUGGACCUUUCUUCCAUUAACUUCAAUGGGACCCGACUUCCAUAUUUCAUUGGUUCUCUUUCCAAUUUAAGACACCUCGAUCUCUCUUUUGCUUCUUUUGGUGGUCGAUUUCCAAGUCAAGUUGGAAACCUUACCCACUUGCAAUAUCUUGAUCUCAAUGGGAAUGACUUUAACAGUGUAGAAAAUCUGAAAUCAUGGCUCCCUCUUCUUUCUUCUUUAACAUAUUUGGAUCUGAGUAGCACCAAUCUCAGUAAUGCUCAUGACUGGCUGGAAAUAGUUAGUAAGCUCCCUAAACUUACAAACUUGACGUUACAGGAGGUGUGGUCUUCCUUCUCCUGUAAUCCAUUCCAGUACUCUUUCUUAUGCAGUUUGCAAUCACUGGUCCUUAUCAAUAAUAGCCUGAGUGGACAAUUUUCCGAGUUUGUUCAAAUGUUGUCUACAUGUGCUCAAAACUCAUUAGAGUCUCUGUACCUCUCUGACAAUCAUCUUUCUGGAUCAAUUCCUAAUCUUACAAACUUUUCAUCGUUGAAAAGUUUAUCUCUCUAUGGAAAUCAAUUGAAUGGAACAAUACCUGAAAGCAUUGGGCAACUGUCUAAUCUGGAGUAUAUGCAAUUGCGUAUGAAUGAUCUGGAAGGUGUGGUGUCGGAAACCCAUUUCUCUCAACUCUCCAGAUUACAGCUUUUGGAUUUGUCCUCUAACUCGCUAGUUUUAAGCUUCAAUUCUAAUUGGGUUCCUUCAUUUAAAUUGAAGUAUAUAUAUUUGGGGUCUUGCAAAAUGGGUCCGUAUUUUCCAAAAUGGCUUCAAACUCAGAAUGAGUAUUUACGGCUCGAUAUUUCUAAUGCUGGAAUUGUGGAUAUCCUUCCAAGCUGGUUUUGGGUUCGAACCAAAUCGAAGGUCCAAUUCCCUCAACUCUAUCCCAUGCCAUCUUUGGAUCUCUCUAAUAACAACAUUUCAGGGUCAAUUUCUAUCUUGUGCGAAGCAUACGAGAGUUUAAUGUUUCUUAAUCUCUCAAACAACAAUCUCUCCGGAGAGCUUCCACAAUGCUGGACACAUUUUGACAAUCUAGUCAUGCUUGAUUUGAGUUACAAUGCUUUUUCUGGCAAAAUUCCAUCCACGGUGGGCUCACUAUAUCGCAUGGAAACAUUGAAAUUAAGAAGCAACAGAUUUGUUGGCGAGUUUCCUUCAUCCUUCAAUAAUUGCACCAGUUUAGAAGUUCUUGAUGUUGGAUACAAUCAAUUAUCAGGACCCAUACCAAAAUGGUUAGGGGUUAGCCUUCAGAAAUUGGUUGUCCUGAUGCUUUCCUCUAAUAACUUCAACGGAAGCAUGCCAUCUGAACUAUGCCGUCUAACAAACAUUCAAAACUUGGAUGUGUCUGCGAAUAACAUCUCUGGAACAAUACCAAAAUGCCUCAGCAAUUUUACUGUUUUGGCACAGAAGGGAAACUCUUCUCCGACCCUUGGACAUUUGUACAUAAGAGAUGAUACUUCCUAUGGGGUUAGUUAUAUGGAUGAUGCAACAUUUAUAUGGAAGGGAAGAAUGCACUCGUACAAAAACACUUUGGGACUUGUGAAGAGAAUUGAUUUCUCGAGCAAUAGAUUAACGGGGGAGAUUCCAAGUGAAAUCACGGAUCUUGUUGGGUUAGUUUCUUUAAACCUGUCGAGAAACGGAUUGACAGGUGAGUUACCUGCAAAGAUUGGAAAGUUGCAAUCAUUGGAUGCCCUUGAUUUUUCAAGAAACCAGAUAGAUGGCAAAAUUCCAACAAGCCUUGCUCAGAUAUAUGGUCUUAGUGUCUUGGACUUGUCAUACAACAACUUUAUUGGCAAAAUUCCAACUGGCACUCAGCUCCAAAGUUUUGAUCCCUCUGAUUAUGGUGGAAAUCCUCAGCUGUGCGGACCUCCACUUCCAAAGAUGUGUGGUGAUCAACAGGAAACUCCGAUCUCAAGCAACAAAGAAGAAAAUGAUGAGCCUAUAACAUGGGGAUUUUACAUCAACAUGGUGCUUGGCUUUAUUGUUGGAUUUUUGGGAGUUUGUGGCAGUCUGAUUUUUGUGAGGCCAUGGAGAUACUCGUACUUCAGGUUCUUGAAUGUCUUGAAUGAUUGGUUUUAUGCGAGGGUGAUUUCAAUCAAGCAGCACUUCAAUUAAGCAAUGCAUCUUCUGAGACAGUGUAGACGGCUUCACUUCACUGAAAGAGCUUCCACGGGCCAUUAUCUGUACAAGUUUUCAAAGUAUUGAGUUGUCAUAAUAAAGAACUUUACUACUAAAUCUACUUGACAGAUGAUUUGUUAGCGUUAAUUGUUUGCGAGAAGUUUAUGUUUAUGUUUACGUUAUCAAGACCUUUCUGCAGUAUAUGUUUUGAUUCAUGAUAUGAACUAAAGAUAUUCAGUUAAUUCUGGACUACAUGUGAUUGUUUUGUU
Malus domestica (apple) is the source of this 2966-nucleotide messenger RNA. Lineage: Eukaryota; Viridiplantae; Streptophyta; Magnoliopsida; Rosales; Rosaceae. The record is from RefSeq and is a predicted model, not a curated record.